AUGAGGUGUUGCACUAAGAAUGCAGUGAACGUAGAAAGCCCUAAGAAGGUAAUCGUUGUCGAAACGGAGGAUGACACCCGGGAAGAGGAGAACCCGUACGAAGACCUCCCCACAGUUACCGUCACGCUGAGCGACGGCUCAGUGUACACGGGCACUACGAAGGACAAUCGCGUGCACGGACGGGGGGUACUGAAGUACGCAAAUGGAGACCAAUACGAGGGAGAAUUUGUUGACGGCAAAAAGGAAGGAAAGGGAAAAUGGACAGAUAAAGAAAAUAAUACAUACGAAGGAGAUUGGGUAAAUGAUAAAAGACAUGGAAAAGGAGUAUACAAAACAGCAGACGGAUUUAUUUUUGAAGGUGAGUUUGCAAAUAACAAAAGGGAAGGAGAAGGAACCAUUAUCACUCCGGAGAUGACUAAAUAUGUUUGUUCAUUCCAGGAUGAUGUGGAGGUAGGAGAAGCGGAAUUUUUUUUUGCAAAUGGUGACCAUGCCCUUGGGUAUAUUAAAGAUGGUUACUUAUCUCAAAAUGGAAGAUAUGAAUUUAAAAAUGGAGAUAUUUACGUGGGAAAUUUCGAGAAAGGAUUAUUUCAUGGCGAAGGGUACUACAAAUGGAACAACGAUGCGAAUUACGCAGUUUAUGAGGGGCAUUAUUCUGAAGGAAAGAAACACGGGAAGGGUCAGCUCAUCAAUAAGGACGGCCGCAUAUUGUGUGGUGUAUUCAGGGAUAAUAAUAUGGACGGCGAGUUUUUAGAAAUUAGUCCUCAAGGGAAUCAAACGAAGGUCCUGUACGACAAGGGAUUUUUUGUCAAAGUUCUGGACAAGAUUGAAGAAAACCUAGACGUGCAGGAAUUCCUCAAGGAUUCCAUCAUUCACACAACUAUUUUUUCCGACCCGAAUACGUAUAAGAAGUUGUAUGAGAUCAAGGAAAAGAAGAAGCCCCAGUUUCGCCUUAACUUAAAAAGGACGCAGCCGAGGAGUUGA
Messenger RNA from Plasmodium cynomolgi strain B, 981 nucleotides. RefSeq names its product phosphatidylinositol-4-phosphate-5-kinase. The record is from RefSeq and is a predicted model, not a curated record. The coding region runs from base 1 to 981 and encodes 326 amino acids. Lineage: Eukaryota; Apicomplexa; Aconoidasida; Haemosporida; Plasmodiidae. The transcript is spliced from 4 exons.